AUGGUCCAAAUUAGUGAAGUGAAGGGCAACUCGCGCGAGAACAGAACCGCAGCCCACACGCAUAUCAAGGGUCUUGGUCUACGACAAGAUGGCACCGCGGAGGCUUCAGGAGAUGGUUUCGUUGGACAGGCAACUGCCCGUGAGGCAUGCGGUGUCGUUGUUGACUUGAUCAAGGCGAAGAAGAUGGCCGGUCGGGCUGUCCUCCUGGCUGGUGGACCCGGAACUGGAAAGACUGCCCUGGCCCUCGCCGUGUCGCAGGAGCUGGGAACCAAAGUCCCGUUCUGUCCGAUCGUUGGUAGUGAGAUUUACUCUGCUGAGGUCAAGAAAACAGAGGCGCUCAUGGAGAACUUCCGGAGGGCAAUCGGUCUCCGUGUUCGCGAAACGAAGGAAGUAUACGAAGGUGAAGUGACGGAACUCACCCCCGAAGAGACGGAGAACCCUCUGGGAGGAUACGGACGCACGAUCAGCCAUCUCAUCAUCGGUCUGAAGUCCGCCAAGGGUACCAAGAAGCUGCGCCUGGACCCCAGUAUCUACGAAGCCAUCCAAAAGGAGCGUGUCACCGUCGGAGACGUCAUUUACAUUGAAGCGAAUACUGGAGCUUGCAAGCGUGUCGGACGGUCCGACGCCUACGCCACCGAGUUCGAUCUUGAAGCUGAGGAAUACGUGCCCGUACCGAAGGGAGAGGUUCACAAGAAGAAGGAAAUCGUCCAGGAUGUGACACUGCACGAUCUGGACAUGGCCAAUGCCCGGCCCCAGGGUGGACAGGAUGUGAUGAGCAUGAUGGGUCAGCUCAUGAAGCCCAAGAAGACCGAGAUUACGGAGAAGUUGCGCCAGGAGAUCAACAAGGUCGUCAACCGCUACAUCGACCAGGGCGUCGCGGAGCUCGUUCCCGGUGUCCUCUUCAUCGACGAGGUUCACAUGCUCGACAUUGAAUGCUUCACAUACCUCAACCGGGCCCUUGAGUCCUCUAUCUCCCCCAUUGUCAUCCUUGCCUCCAACCGCGGAAACACCGUCAUCCGCGGCACCGACGACAUCUCCGCCGCCCACGGCAUCCCUCCCGACCUUCUCGCCCGUCUCCUCAUCAUCCCCACCCACCCUUACUCUCCCGAUGAGAUCAAGACCAUCAUUCGCCUGCGCGCCAAGACGGAAGGCCUCAGCAUCACCGACCCCGCCCUGGACAAGGUCUCCGAGCACGGCAGCAAGGUCAGCUUGCGGUAUGCCCUGCAAUUACUUACCCCGGCUAGCAUCCUCGCCAAGGUAAAUGGACGCCCAGGCGGCAUCGAGGAAGCCGACGUGGCAGAGUGCGAAGACCUGUUCCUUGAUGCGCGGAGGAGCGCCACGAUCGUGAACCAGGAUAGUGAGAAGUAUCUCAAAUAA
This is a messenger RNA of Aspergillus luchuensis, 1377 nucleotides long. RefSeq names its product RuvB family ATP-dependent DNA helicase pontin (gene rvb1). Gene Ontology annotation, cellular component: Swr1 complex; R2TP complex; Ino80 complex. The transcript is spliced from 4 exons. Gene Ontology annotation, biological process: chromatin remodeling; box C/D snoRNP assembly; regulation of transcription by RNA polymerase II. Lineage: Eukaryota; Fungi; Ascomycota; Eurotiomycetes; Eurotiales; Aspergillaceae. The record is from RefSeq and is a predicted model, not a curated record. Gene Ontology annotation, molecular function: ATP binding; DNA helicase activity; ATP hydrolysis activity. The coding region runs from base 1 to 1377 and encodes 458 amino acids.